Messenger RNA from Penicillium maclennaniae, 1668 nucleotides. RefSeq names its product Zn(II)2Cys6 transcription factor domain-containing protein. Gene Ontology annotation, molecular function: DNA-binding transcription factor activity, RNA polymerase II-specific; zinc ion binding. Gene Ontology annotation, biological process: regulation of DNA-templated transcription. The transcript has 2 exons. NCBI's taxonomy places the organism in Eukaryota, Fungi, Ascomycota, Eurotiomycetes, Eurotiales, Aspergillaceae. The record is from RefSeq and is a predicted model, not a curated record. Bases 1 to 1668 code for a protein of 555 amino acids.
AUGUCCCCUGGCAAAGGCCGCUUGAGGAUAAGGAGAGUCAAAUGCGGAGAAGAAAAGCCACAAUGUGCCAGGUGCACCACCACCGGUCGCAAGUGCGAUUAUGAGGGGACAUUCUUAAUAAUUGACAAACCUCUUUCAUUAUCUCCGAACACAGUGUGGCGAGAAAGGCGCUCCUUUGCCUACUAUUUCCAGAAUGCCGCAUCCUCGAUCGGCGGUGGACUAGAUGGUGAUUUCUGGAACACUAUCGUGCCCAAAGUUUGUCGCAAUGAGCCUGCUGUGUGGGAUGCCAUCAUCUCCAUUAGUGCACUCUUCGAGAGUCCCGAGCCAUGUCCAGAGCUCUUCUCUAUUCGCCGGGGUUAUUUACGCCCUUCCAAUGCCUUUUCCCUCAAUCAGAACCACCAAGAUGCGUUGAGCUGGUACUCGCGCUCGGUCUCUACAAUUCGCCAGCGAAUUGAAAGUGGUCGUCUUGACAUCUUUGUUGGUCUAAUCACUUGUAUUCUAUUCAUUUCCAUUGAGGCCCUCCAAGGAGGCGUGGAAGAGGGCUUGCAGCUCUAUAAUCAAGGCGUGCAACUUGUCUUGAAUUUCCGUGCUCAGAUCGCGACUGGCACAGUGCCUGUGAUGGAAGCCGCCUGGCUCGACAAUACAAUCGUCCCAAUCUUGAUUCGUCUGGGAUCUUUCGGCCUCCCUCUUACGAAGGGUCCCUUGAGUAUCCUAUUAUCAAACACCGAAUAUGACUCCGCACAACAUUUCGACUCGCUCAGAUCUGCCCGAGAGGCUCUUGUACUUUUAAGCGCAGAUGUGCAAAUAUUCCAAAUUGCCACCGUGGAGUACACACGAGAGCACGGCGCCUCAAAGAUACCCCAGGACUUCAGAACCCAACAAGCAAAAUUCCUAGCCAAGCUGAAAAGCUGGCACAAAUCAUUUACCAAGCUGAUGACUGCUCUACGCUCUGUACCGCUAUCCUCCCAACAAAUUGGCAUAGGCUCUCUCCUCUUCGCGCACCACGAAGUCAUAUACAUAAUCCUCUGCACGACCCUCACGACCUCCCAAACCAUCACCGACGAAUAUAUACCCAACUUCCAGACCAUAGUCGACGAAUCCGCCCUCGCCUUCACCGCAACUGCCCGACCAGAUGGUACUCAACCACCCUUUACAUUCGAAAUGAGCGUUGUCAACCCCCUCUGGUUCACCUGUCUUCGAUGCCGCGAACCCCGAAUCCGCCGGAAAGCACUGGCCCUCCUCCGUCGCGCACCUCUGGUUCAAGGUUUCUACAAGACAAAAUCCGCCAUUUCAUUCAGCGAGCGAGUAAUGGCGCUAGAGGAACAAUACGGAAUGGCCAUAACCACAAGCCGCCAUUCCACCCCCGAGUCACCUACAAGUGAGAUUACUUCUCAUUCGAACUAUCAUAGCCCGGGGGCGUAUCAUCUGCCUAAGCUUGACUUGGCGGAUUUCCUCAAGUUGGACUUUAAGUAUUCUACGAGUCUGGAGUCUAUGCCUGUUGAGUUGGAGAUGGCGCCGACAUCAGAGAUCAUUCCUGAAGAAGCGCGCAUGGGGCCUAUCAAUAUGUUCAGGCCGAGAGAUGGGUUUCCGCGUGGAACGACCGCGGCAGAUCUCGCCAAAGUGGAAUCCGAGUUCGGAUCAGGUGUUUUUGCGAUUUUCUUGGAAUAA